Messenger RNA from Hippoglossus stenolepis (Pacific halibut), 7155 nucleotides. RefSeq lists its product as uncharacterized. The coding region runs from base 634 to 4155 and encodes 1173 amino acids. Gene Ontology annotation, biological process: positive regulation of Rho protein signal transduction. Lineage: Eukaryota; Metazoa; Chordata; Actinopteri; Pleuronectiformes; Pleuronectidae. Gene Ontology annotation, molecular function: guanyl-nucleotide exchange factor activity. The record is from RefSeq and is a predicted model, not a curated record. The transcript is spliced from 9 exons.
AACCCGCACAUGAAGGAGGUCGGUGUGUGCGUGAAGUAAAUAAAAAAAACCCUCUCAUAUUAACACGGAGAUCUAAUGAUCGGUCAGUGCGUGAUUUCAUGGCGCUGCCGUCACCGCCCAGCGCGCACGGAGCCCGCAUCCUUCAGCCCGAGGGACGUGGAUCCACCGAGUGUCUUGUGAUGUGAUGUGACGUGAAGGACCCCUGGAAAUAACAGACUCGCAGUGGGAGCGAGACGGAGAGGAGAGGCUGCCUGCUGCGCUGCGGAGCUCAUGACACACGCCGAACCAGCAGAAACACGCUCGCUCACAACAAAGCUCCGGGCCUCGUCUGUCUGGCUCAGUGGAAGCUCGAGACAGUUCGCCGUGCCGAGGGGAGACGGAGAGGAGGAGGCCUAGCACUUUGGGAUCCGAGCCAAUGACCUGUAGGAAGAGAGAGGCAGAGUGAAGGCUUGAUUAAAAUGGGGCUGCGGACCCUCGUACCUUCUGACUGUGUGUCUGAGUGCCGCUGGCUCAGCCCACAGCCAUGCCAGACGUGAGGCCUCCACCACCAUGUGACGACCUCGCCACGUCUUCUGCUGCAGCCUCUGCCUGCCUUCCUCUGGCUGCACCUCUCCCCUCGACCUUAUUAUCGACAUGGAGCCCUGCAUCGCCAACCUCCCCCUGUCCCCGGACCGGCUGUCCUCCUUCCCCCGACACAGACCCGGCGCUCCUCACUACCCGGGCCUCCACGGUCCUCCCUUCCCUCUCAUGGCCAGGUGUAACAGCAGCACCCUGCUCACUAACCUGGGGCUGAGGUACUGCUCCAGCAGGCAGGGCCCUGUGGGGGUGGGGCUGGGUCCGGGGAUGGCCCCGGGCUCCUGCAGCCACGCAGGAAGCAAUGGCAGCAGGCCAUACAGGAGUAUGGAGAACCUGAACUGGAACAAUAUGGCAGAUUCAGGCCUGUGUGCGUUCAGUGCUGCCCCCUACAGGAGCAUGGACAGUGAGUUUAUUUUGCGCUAUACAUCUACAAGCCACUGGUAUGACGGGCCCCCAGACGGAUCUGUGCUGGGGGCCCAUGGACUGUUACCUCACUCGGACAGCCUGGCAUUUAACCCUCGACAUGGGCUACCCAGGAAGGACCUGCCACUCUUCCCCCAGUUGCUUUUUCCAGGUGGCGUUGACGAAUGGGAUGCCAGAAAAGGCCUGAGGGAGAAACUCCGCCUUCAGAGUGCGAGGUCAGCAGUCGAGUCUCUGAAGCCCCUCCCACUGCGGCCUCAGAUGACCCCAAGUGCUACAUCCAUCGAAAAAGAGGGUGGGCAUCACGUGAAUUCAACAGUUGCUGGUUCCAGGCCGCUGUGCACGAUGCGCAUCACCAACCCUGAGGAGAUCAAGCAGGAGGUCCUGAGGCGCCUGCAGCUGCGGCGACAGAACAGCAGCCCCAACCUCACUCUCCACAGCUCCCCGGCUACCCCCAAAGUGGUUAAAACAUCCUGCACAACCGACAACAUCGUGGGUAACAGGAACGGAUCGGAUUCUGCGUCUGAGUGCCGCAGGCCUCCUGUGGGACGUCUACAUAUCCCCACAUUCGAGGAGUUCAAGAGGAUGAGGCAGAGGGAGGGAGAGCAGAGCAAAGAGUCCACAGCCGGUUCUGUGGCGUCUGGAAAACCUGCAGCCGACCUUCAGGAUGUAGCAGCAUCAAAUAGUGAGAAAGCUCUGUCUGAUUGGAUUGUCCCUCAGUCAGGUUCUCCCAGAGACCCUGAGGAGGUGGAGGGCGAUAAGAGCACAAGUGAAAGGAUGGGCAGCAGUGAUGAAGACCUGCAGAUCGUCACCUCCUCAGAGAACCUUUCCUCUGACACUGUGAACAGUAACGACACUGCAGACCCCACCUCGUCCUUAGCCUUCGUUACCAGCACUUAUUCACCCAUCUGCACAGGCCCGUCUCCUCGUUCACCCCUACCGCCCCUUGCCAGCUCAGCCCAGGAGAAAGCCUUCACUGCAGGAGGAGAAGAUGGGAGCAGCCGGCGCAGGAGGAGCAGUCUGGAACCAGCUGGGUCGGUUCCUUUCCCACACGGCAGAGAGAACUGGGGCCGACCCUCCAGCUGCUGCCCGGCGCUACUUCUGGAGGGGACGGACCUGUCCAGCUACGGAGCCAAGAUUUACAAGAUGAAGGAUGGACUCAUUGGCUCAGCACUGGACCUAAUCAAGAAGAGCUGCAGUGCAGAGAUUUCCGCCGAGACCCCCGUCAGGCUGUCAGGUGACCGGCACGGAGACUGUGACAUCACCGCCCCCUCGACCGACUGUCAUCCCUCCGCCGUUGCCAUGGCAACGUCGGCAACGGCCUGCGGAGCCGAGGCUGGCGACGAGACGCCCGCAGGAGGAGGAGAGGCAGCAGGAGAAUGCCAGAACGGUCUGGGCUGCAGGCGCUCCAGCUCGGACGCGGCCUAUGAGCUGGCUGAGACGGUGAGGGCGCAGCGCGAGUGUCGCCUCCGGCCCCACUACAGCGACCCCAUGCCAGCCGACGCUUCUAAGCGCAAACAGCUGGAGAUGAAGAUCGCUGCCGCCGCCCGCCUCCACGGCCACCGCCGGGACCGUGACAGAGACAGUGCUCCAGCAGCCAUCCGGGGCCGCUCAGAGCCCCCUGGCGAGGAGCGUCAGGUGGGUCUGGGUGUGACCCGGUCGGGGCAGCACCGCUGGAGCACCAUCAGUAGUCUGAGCGCCGACAGCGGGGUGGUGGGUCUCAGCGACGAGCGGGAGGAGGAGGACAGCGAGCCUCGCCGUUACCGCAGGACCCGGGGGGCUGAGGUGGAGCGGGUGGACAGCGGCAUCGGCCCGGGGCUGUCCCGCACCUGGAAGAGACCGUCGGCCUCGCUCAGAGCCUGGGAGGCCCAGAGGCCGUGUCCGGACUGCGGCCUGAGGGACGGGGCGUCCAAAGAGCGAGGGGAGCGCAUGUGUGAACGCUGCUCCAAGCUGCGCACGGAGCGCAAAGAAGCCAUCCUGGAGUUCCUGAACACGGAGUCCAGCUACGGCGAGGACCUGCGGAUCAUCAAGGAGGAGUUCUACUGCCCCAUGCAGAGCGCCGGGCUGCUGACGGCCGAGCAGCUCGCCGUGGUGUUCGGUAACGUCCAGGAGCUGAUCGACGUCAACGACCGCUUCACCGAACACCUGCAGGACAGCAUCGACCAGGCCUUCGACCAGGGAGACGAGGAUCUGCUGACCGUGUACAUAGGGGAGAUCUUCCUGGAGUUCGUCAACAUGCUGCCCGCCUUCCAAACCUACUGCCUGCAGCAGCCCACCUCGGUCAACAUGCUCAACACGCUGGAGAAGGAGAAGGAGCUCCUCAGAAUCUUUUUGGAUGUCUCCCAGAACGACAAUACAGCACUGCGUCGUAUGAACCUGCGCUCUUUUCUCAUGGCGCCCCUCCAGCGCGUGACCAAAUACCCACUUCUGUUGAGCCGCAUCAUUAAGGUCACGCCCGAAUGUCACCCCGACUAUGCACGUCUCCGUGAGGCCAAGAGUCGGGUGGAGUCCCAUCUGGAGCACAUCAACAUGAAGACUAAGCAGGAGGGCAAUGGCGUCACAUGGUCCCUCCGAUCAUUCCGACGAGACAGCCGCAAGAACCGGGAGGUGAUCAACAUCGAGAUGCGGGAGAUGUCGAUGAAGACGGUGGGCUGGGCCCGAGAAAACACCCGCUUCGUCAUGGAGGGACCGCUCCAGCUCUCCCAGCCGGCGGAUGGUCAGUGGGUGAGGAAGGGAAGCAAGGCCCUCAAGUUCCAGAAUGUUCAGAGUCUGCUGAUGGUGAGGACACAGCGGGUGGGUGAGCCCCCAGGACCAGGCACCGACCUUGGGGCAUGGGGAGAUCAGGUGGAAGGUGGUGGAGAGAGCAUUCGAGACGGAGUGCUGGUUCUCAUCAAGGACAAAAGCAGCGGGAAGUUCGCGGUGCUGAGAGAGCCCAUCCGUCUGGGGAACUGCGUGGUGUCGGCGGAUCCCGACUCCGAGGACACAUUCGAGGUGCUUGAUAUCCGACGGGAGUCGUUUGUUUUCCGAGCCUCAGACAAAUCUCGCACCCAGCAGUGGUUCCAUCAGAUUAAGAGGUACACUCGAGACUUGGGCACCUGGAGGAAAAGACGCAACGCUUUGCCCAACAUCAUGAUCAACACAAACCAGACCCGCUCCUGAGACCAAGCAUCCUCCCGGCUUUAGCUUUUCUUACACUGUAAAUAACCUGGAAUCCUUCAACUGCAAAAUCAGCCAACAACAAGAAACACAUGAGAUUUCAGUAAAAAAAAACGUUUCAGGAGGAUAGAGACGGAUAAAGCACUUUUUUCUCUUUACAACGCUUUAAGUGCACCAUACUGUCAUAUAGUUUGAGGUUUUGGAUUUAAAGCCGUGACGUAAAAAAAAUCUAAUUCUCGGACAACCAAAAAAACUUGGGCUGUGCUCUUCAGCCUUGAUUGUAAAGACUGUUUUGCUCUCGGAGAAAAAGAGCCGUGUUUUCAGUAAAAUGAGGUGUGUCUGUUGAACAGCAUGACUGAACAUGACUGACUGCAAAAAAGAAAUGUCAUUUUUUUAUACGAGACAGUUCGGGGUGGGGAAAAACACGUUUGUUUUGGUAUGGCGUGGUGGACAUGUGGUACAUGAGCAUUAAUCAGUGGUUUUCCGUUUGUUGUACUGACCUCUCCUCGUCUGUGUGCCGCCACCUACUGUACGUCGGCGGUAGAGCAACUUUCACUGCCAGAGAUGCAGUUGAGCAGAGCCUCUUCUAACGCUGAGCGGACCUCCUGUAUCACUGUGUCCAAAACGAGAACUCAAACGACAGCAAUAAUAUCUGCCACUUUCAAAAGAAGUAGCUACUGUGUUUGUGUUUUAAUUUCCCAGGAUUUUCUGUUUGGCAUCAGGUGAUGAUGCUGCUUCAGUGCUCGCUGUGUCGGAUUCAACCCAAGUCUCAAAUCUGUUUGUCUGCAUCUUUACAGCUUCCCCUCUGAGGAACUCUCAUUGGAAUUAAGAUCAUCUUAGUGCCGUGAAAGCAGCUUGUGAGAAGUUUAGUCUCCUUCGUGUUAACAUCACGUCAAAUAGGUCAAACGCUAGUUUCCCUCACCGUGGGUUCAGUGCCGAGUUUUUCAACCUUGGGUUUUGGGACAGAUUAAUAGAUAUUUAUUUGUCUGGUCCAACACAAAAUUGACAAAAGCGAGUCUUCUCAUUUUUGUUUGAUCAACCCAACACUCCACCAACAAGAGUUUUUACCUCCAACAAGGAAGUUAUGUUUUUGUGUGCAUUUUGUGUUAAGCAAAAUCUACUCAACCGAUUUCCAUGAAAUUUUGUGGAUCAGUGGCCACAGUGACCAAGGAAGAACCCAUUCAAUAUUGGUGGAAAUCCACGUUUUUUUUUUACUUUCCUCACCAGUGCGAGAAGGGGUGUUUUUCAACAUCUGGGUUGAUUUCCCAAGGAACAUUUCAUGGAUCUUGAUGAAAUUGUAACAUCCAAAUAAAAAAUCAGGAUCUCGUGAUGGUGGAUCGUGAGGAUCAUGGAUUAUGGAUACAGCUAGAUUUCUCCCUCCAUCUCUGUCGGACAUUUUCUUUUUCUUCUUUGUACAAAUUCCAAACAUUGAUACACCUCUUCAUUUAUGCUGGACACUGUCUUUUCCCAUCAAUGCUGUAAAUAUUGUAAUUUUGUUGAUGUGUUCAGAGACACGUGACAUCUAUUGCACUUCUGUCCGUCCUGGAAGAGGGAUCCCUCACAUGUGUCUCUCUCUCUGAGGUUUCUAUGUCUUUUCUCCUCUUAACAGGGUUUUUCUGGAAGUUUUUCUUUACUAUUCCUGAGGGUUAAGGGCAGAGGACGUCGCACCUUGUUAAGCCCUGUGAGACAGUGAGUUGUGAAUAUGGGCUAUACAGAUAAAAUGUAAUUGAUUGAUAGCAAAUUUAAAUGUGGUGUCAUAAGGGGACUGUUGAGCCUUGGCGGAGGUAUGUGCUCUCCUGAGUGCCCUUCUAUUUUCAUACACAAUUAUAUAUUAGCAAGAGUUGAGGAUCAGGAACAGAAACUACAAAUAAAUAAAUAGUUUAAACAAUGUCACUCAAUAGAGCGCCUACCUCCGCCAAGGCCUAACAGUCUCCUUACAAUUAAUCAAGCCACACCAAAUUACACAUACUCAUACAUCAGUUCUCUAAAUGUGCCUGAAUAUUAUCAUCAAGAUCCAUGAAUUAUUCCCUGGGAAUUUUGGUGAAAAUGUCAAAAAAAUCUUACAAUUUUAAAGAAAGAGAAAUCCACCAGAUCCACCCCUUUGUUCAGGUCCAUGUGAAACUGUAACGAGUUCAUGUCCCAUCUUUCCAUCAAGUUUCUCCGAAUUCUGAUCAGUUACUUUUACGUAAUCCUGCUGAUAGACAGACAGACAGACAACAUAAGCUCCUUGGCAGAGAUAAUUAAUCACGAGUCAACAUUUGUGACUUGGUGUCAAUCAGUUCUCUGCUGACUUAUCGCUUCAUUAUCACACAUAAAUAAAACAGGUUUCCUGACGAACUCAACUCAAAAAUGUCCGAACCAUCUCGUCACGACCCGGUUCGACUAUGUGACCCAGCAAUGAGCUUUUGUGCCUUGGUACUCGGUUACUGUUUAGCUACAGCUGAGAUAUGGAUUAGACUGCCCUCUGCUGGCACUUGGUUGAGAUGACUAAUAAAGGCAAUAUAAGUGUAUUCCUCUGACAGUGCUUGGCUGCUGAUAACGUGUGAUCACCUGAUCUUCUUACUUCUGUGUGUUUUUACAUCUCCUGGUUGUGUUUAUUUAUGAAGGCUUUAUUUUGUUUAAUGCACUUUAUUAUUAUUAUCCAGUAAUAGAACAGUAGCUGUUGGUAAAACAUGAUACGCAGUCUUGUUAAAUCACAAUUCUUCAUAUUAGAAGGAACUUAGUCGACUGAAGCUGAUUUCAGUCAUCAAACCAAAACCACUUCUUAGGACCGAUGCUGUUUUAUGUUUUUAAUGACGUAGCACUAUGAGAGGUAGGGAAUCACUGUUCUUUGGAGGGCAGAGCUGCUCAACUCCACACCAACACUCCUGCACUGUUGGAGGAGGUCGGUUCAGAUUUACAAAUUGUAAAAAGACGACUGAACUGCAUUCCAUUACUUUCCUUUCCUCAUGUGCAUUUGAAAGGCCUAAUGUAUUAUGCCCCCAUGAAUUAUAUUAAAAGACU